ACAGGCAGCUACUGCACAAAGAGGGGGGAAAAGACUGAUAGCUAAAUAAGAAUUAGAAAGAAUAACAAUUUCAUUUUUUCAAUUAUUUUUUUCAUUAUAAAAUUUUUCAUAUUUGAUUUAUUAGGGCUUUUAUUUUAAGAACAAGAAGUGGUAAAGAGAGACACACAAAGAAGAAAAUGAUGAGUCUGCAGUGCAUCACAAUAAUCUUCCUGACCCUGGCUGGCAGUGUGUAUUGUGAAAUGACAAGUCCUUCCACUCCAAUUAAAGUCAAGGCUGAACUAGGUGACAAUGUCACGCUGCCCUGCAGAGCUCCAAACAGCAAUCUCUAUGGCAGCUUGAGAAUUAAAUGGAUCAAAGUGUCAGAGGAUGAGUCCGUGACUGAAGACGUCCUGUUAUCAAUGGGACUCCAUGUGAAGACCUAUGGAAGCUUUGAGGAUCGUGUCUUUCUGCAGGGCUCCGAUGAUAAUGAUGCUUCCAUAAUAAUAGAUGAUGUCUCCAUGGAUGACAUGGGAAAAUACCGCUGUGAAAUCAUGAAUGGAGUGGAAGACGUGAUGCAUGAUGUCAUCCUGGAGGUAGAAAAUGGUCCAGCUCAAGGUGUUGUGUUCCCAUACUCUCCCCAUCAUGGCCGCUACAACCUGAACUUUGAAGAUGCUGUGCAGGCCUGCAUAGAUCAGGGCGCUGURGUUGCCUCCUUUGAUCAGCUGUAUGAAGCCUGGAAGGAUGGUCUGGACUGGUGCAAUGCUGGCUGGCUGAGUGAYGGCACAGUGCAGUAUCCCAUCACCAAACCCAGAGAACCUUGCGGGGGCUCCAGUAGCACACCUGGCCUCAGAAGUUAUGGACGUCAAAACAAGCAGAGCAGACGCUUUGAUGUGUUCUGCCAUGCUUCCUUACUCAAGGGUCGUUUCUAUUGGCUGGUCCAGCCAGAGAGAUUGACCUAUGAUGAGGCUGUGCAGGCGUGCAUUGACGACGGUGCAGAGAUCGCCAAGGUGGGUCACAUUUUCGCCGCCUGGAAGCUCGAGGGUUAUGAUCGCUGCGAUGCUGGCUGGCUGGCUGAUGGAAGUGUCCGGUACCCCAUUUCGAGACCCCGCAAGAACUGCAGCCCCACAGAAUCUGCAGUGCGCUUUGUUAGUUUUCCCGACAAACAGGUCAAGUCUUACGGUGUCUACUGUUACAAAGAGUGAGAGCACCAAGUGUUAUAGAGAACCUAUAGCCACCAAAGUGCCACAACAACUACAGCUGUUUUUGUAAACAAUGAAGCAGAUAAGCUUUGGAUAUUAACUAUCAUGAAGUCAGUAUGUUUCUGACGAUGGGAUAUUACUCAGUUUCAAACCAGUAUGCAAUAAACAACAUUUGUAGUAUUUAGAUGCUGUUCUAUGCUUUUCUUGAUGUGCAUUAUUUGAACAGACUUUAAGUAAAGUGCAACAGUGUUAUUACACAACAGAGACACGAAUUUGGUGACCAUAAAUUUAUUAUUAUUUUCUUUUUGUUAAGUUCACUGUGUGACACCCCAGUUAAAGUGAAAAACUAAUGCUCAUGUUAAGAGAUUGUGGGCUGCUUUGAAAUGUGUCUUCAUUUUUAUAUUAAGCAUCAAAUCAUUUAAAAGCAAACCGAUUAAAAUUUGACAAAUAUAACUCGGCUAAAGCUUAAGCUAUGGUUAUACUAAUGUUAUGCUAAUAAUCAAGCUAUCAAAUUGAUUUCUAGAGAUUGAUCUGUUUUUUUUCAUUAAUUGCAUAUUUUAAAAUGUGUGUUGUCUCUAAACAGAUCAUUUGUGAUCAAAUCAACUGCAAAAGAAUAAGUGUAUACGUAUUUUGUGACCUGUAUUUCAAUAAAUGUUUAUCAUUACACCAGUUUCCUAUAAAAAAGUUUAAAAGACAUAAAUCCUUGUGCAGCAUGUGUGUAUGUUCUAACAGAAGUGUUUUUUUCAUAAUGAUUUUAAGUCAACAAUCUAAUUUCUGACAAAAAGAAGAAAAAGAAAAAAAUAUGCACUUUUUCUUCUUUGUUGUUUUGUUUUGAUUUGGUUCUUUUUUUCUAACCCCAGCCAAUGACAUAAUUGGCUCUUCUCUCAGAUGUGAAUUUGAACACUUACUUGUAGAAAUUGAAUAAAAUAUAAUGUUUUUGUCACCUCCUUUUGCAACAUUGCAGUUUAAAAUAAAAAAAAUGUAACUUUU
This is a messenger RNA of Austrofundulus limnaeus, 2168 nucleotides long. RefSeq names its product hyaluronan and proteoglycan link protein 1. NCBI's taxonomy places the organism in Eukaryota, Metazoa, Chordata, Actinopteri, Cyprinodontiformes, Rivulidae. Gene Ontology annotation, biological process: glial cell differentiation; central nervous system development; cell adhesion. Gene Ontology annotation, cellular component: synapse; perineuronal net. The record is from RefSeq and is a predicted model, not a curated record. The transcript is spliced from 4 exons. Gene Ontology annotation, molecular function: hyaluronic acid binding. Bases 177 to 1181 code for a protein of 334 amino acids.